Messenger RNA from Meleagris gallopavo (turkey), 2150 nucleotides. Lineage: Eukaryota; Metazoa; Chordata; Aves; Galliformes; Phasianidae. The record is from RefSeq and is a predicted model, not a curated record.
GUUCGGCGCACGGAGCGCGGCCUCGCCGUCAGCCGGGCUGCGCUCAGCACGGAGAUCCACAAGCGGCUGCUCGGCCAGGAUUCACCCUCGGGACGGCGCCGUGCCGUGCUUGUCCGCUGCCCGCCGCAGGGCCACGAGCUGCUGGAGGUGUGGGAUGGCAGCGGGCGCAGCCACAGCGUGGACCUGACAGCGCUGGGGAAGCACGGGGAGGUCUACACAGAGGGGCCCUUUGCCUGCCUGGCCUGGUCCCGUUUGGAGACGCAGCUGCUCUAUGUGGCUGAGAGGAGCCGGCCCACGCUACCUGCAGCCGGCCCCGGGCGUGAGCCAGGGACAGCCAGGCCAGCAGAGGAUGAGGAUGAGGAGGGCGAGCAGUUCGUGUACCACGAGGGCUGGGGAGAGAAGCUGAGCACCCGCAGUGUCCCCGUGCUCUGCGUACUGGAUAUCAAGAGCAGCAGUGUCUCAGUGCUGGAAAGUGUCCCUGAGCACGUGUCCCCUGGCCAGGCAUUGUGGUCCCCAGGUGACACUGGUGUGGUAUUUGUGGGCUGGUGGCACGAGCCCUUCCACCUGGGGCUGAGCGCCUGCUCCAACAGGAGGUCGGGCAUUUUCCACCUGGAGCUGGCCAGCGGGCACUGCGAGCUGCUGUCUGCCCCUAACCGCGCCUCCUUCUCACCCCGGCUGAGCCCGGACGGUCAGCGCCUGCUCUACUUGGAAGGGGCCGUGGGAGGGCCCCACCGGCAGUGUCUGCAGCUGUGCCUGCUCACCUGGCAGACGCGGCAGACGGUGACGGUGCUCGAUGUGGUGCAAGAGCCCACGGGCAGUGAGAGCUCCUUCACUGGAAUCUACACCGAUGCGCUGCCGCCGCAGUGCUGGGCAGCUGACAGCCGGCGGGCACUGCUGUGCACCCCACAGCGGAGCCGCACGGACCUGCUGCUGGUGGACACAGAGACGGCCACCAUCACCAACCUCACUGCUGGGUCACCCGAGGGGUACUGGGAGCUGCUGACCAUCCAGUGGGACCUGCUGGUGGCCACCUGCUCGGCUCCACACCGCCCACCCAGCCUGGUGAUGGCGGAGCUGCCACCGUUGGGCCAGGAGCUGCCCCUGCGUUGGGUGCCGGUGGAGGACACCCCACCAGUUCCUGGCAUCACCUGGAAAACGCUGACAGUCCAGCAGAACUCUGCUCCUCACAGUCCCCAGACCUUCGAGGCCCUGCUGCUGAGCCCAACAGGUGGCACCACUCCGUAUCCCCUCAUUGUGUGUCCCCAUGGUGGCCCCCACGCCGUCUUUGAUGCCCGCUGGCGCCCAAGCAUGGCUGCACUGUGCCGGCUGGGCUUCGCCGUGCUGCUGGUGAAUUACCGUGGCUCACUGGGCUUUGGGCAGGCAAGCAUUGAAUGCCUGCAGUCUCGUGUGGGUGAGCAGGACGUGGCUGACACAGAGCUGGCAGUGGAGCAGGCGCUGCGCUUUGAGCCUCUCGACCCACACCGCGUGGCACUGCUGGCCGGCUCCCACGGAGCCUUCAUUGCCCUCCACCUCCUCACCCGCCAGCCCAAGCGCUACCGGGCGUGCGCCCUGCGCAACCCUGUCUCCAACCUUCCUGCACUGCUGGGCACAUCUGACAUCCCUGACUGGCGCUACACAUCCCUGGGGCUGCCCUACUCCUUCCAGCGGGUGCCCAGCGUGGAGGACCUGGUUGUCAUGCUGCAGCGCUCACCCAUCAUCCAGGCAGCCCAGGUGCGGGCACCAGUGCUGCUAUGUGUGGGUGCCCGGGACUGGCGUGUCAGCCCCACGCAGGCGCUGGAGCUGUACCGAGUGCUGCGGGCCUGCGGGGUGCCAACCCGGCUGUUGUGGUACCCUGAUGGCGGCCAUGCACUGACUGGCGUGGAGACGGAAGCCGAUGUUUUUGGGAACUGCGCCCGCUGGCUCCUCCAGCACUUGGGGCCGCUCCCAGUGGAACAGCACAGCCCCUAAAGCUCACGGUGGCCCCACGGCUGUGCUGGCCUCAGGGUGACCACAGAUCCUGGAGAUGGUCAGAACUGAAGGAGGAUGAAUUGAGCACAGCAAAGGUGCAGGAUGGGGAUGGAGAUUUGGAUUUGGCUCUAAAUAAAUGUGUGAUGUCCCCCGUAUCUUGGCCACACUGAGAUGCACACACA